This is a messenger RNA of Pleuronectes platessa (European plaice), 7457 nucleotides long. RefSeq names its product monoglyceride lipase (gene mgll). Gene Ontology annotation, cellular component: membrane. The record is from RefSeq and is a predicted model, not a curated record. The transcript has 8 exons. Gene Ontology annotation, molecular function: lipase activity. NCBI's taxonomy places the organism in Eukaryota, Metazoa, Chordata, Actinopteri, Pleuronectiformes, Pleuronectidae. The coding region runs from base 273 to 1169 and encodes 298 amino acids.
AGAGAGAGGGAGAGAGAGAGAGAGAGUGAGAGAGAGAGAGAGUCAGAGAGGAGGGGGUAUGUUUGAACACUCAUUUAGUUUCUCCUCAAACGCCGCUGACUGCAUUCUUCUCUUGACGGGUGGCGAGAGCAGAGCAUACGAGAGGAGAGAGAGCUAGAGCGAAAGAGAGACAUACAUCCAAAUUGGGAGAAAGAGCGAGAGAGAGAAAGAGAGAGAGCGAGUCCGAGGAGAAGCUGAAACUUCACUGCAGACGCUCCUGCUCAGAGCCCUCCAUGCCGGAGCCGGGAGCUGCUCCGCGGCGGAGCCCGCAGGGAGUCCCCUACACCGACCUGCAGCACAUCGUCAACGCCGACGGACUGCACCUGUUCUGCCGCUACUGGGAGCCCGCCAGCCCGCCAAGGGCUCUGGUGUUUAUUGCCCACGGAGCAGGAGAGCACUGUGGGCCGUACGAUGAGAUCGCACAGAGACUGAAGGAACUGUCCCUGCUGGUGUUUGCACACGACCACGUUGGUCAUGGUCAGAGUGAAGGCGACAGGAUGAUCAUCAAAGACUUCCAGGUUUUCAUCAGAGACUCCCUGCAGCACAUCGACCAGAUGAAGUCCCUCCACCCGGACCUCCCUGUCUUCAUCGUGGGUCACUCCAUGGGUGGCGCUAUCUCCAUCCUGACAGCCUGUGAGAGGCCCAAUGAUUUUGCUGGAGUGGCUCUGAUAGCGCCGAUGGUCCAGAUGAACCCAGACUCAGCCACACCCUUCAAGGUUUUUGUGGCAAAGGUCCUGAACCACUUGCUUCCCAGCCUCGAACUGGGCAACGUCGAGUCUAAAUGGAUCUCACGGGACAAGACGAAGGUGGAGGCGUACGAUGCCGAUGAGCUGAUCUACCACGGCAGGAUACGGGUGUCGUUCGGCAUGCAGCUGAUGGGCGCCGCGGCUCGCAUCGAGAAGGAGAUCCCGUCCAUCGGCUGGCCCUUCCUGCUCCUGCACGGUGACACUGACAAGCUCUGCCACAUCAGCGGCUCUAAGAUGAUGCACGACCAAGCUCCGAGCUCAGACAAGAAAAUCAAGGUUUAUGAGGGAGGCUUCCACGCCCUCCACCACGACCUGCCCGAGGUGGCCGAGUCCACGCUGAAGGAGGUGACCAGCUGGAUCAAAGAGCGCCUCCCCGCCUCGUAGACUGGUUGCUUGUCCAACCCAGUCGACGCUCCAACGCACCAGCCCACCUUGUCCCAAGAGAUAUGUUCACUUUCCGGUGGUCGUUCGGGCUCAACAGUACCACUACACUUUCUAUUCUGACAACAAUACAUUGGGGCAUAAAAACUCUUCUCCUCAGUGUGAUACAAUUGACUUGAAAUGACACAGCCCCUGUCAAACAGCCCACUCAUUUAAAGCAGGUGUUGGGGUCAGAAACCAUUUCUUUGUCAGUAAAUCCUAGAAUCAUCUGUUUAUUUCAUCCGCAUCCCUUUCCCAAGUGCAACUCAAGCUCAUUUAACUCGUUUGAGCUGUAGUUCAAAGUGCAAUAAUGAAGUCUCCAUCUACGUGCAGGACAGAUUUUUUUUUUUAUUUGCCAUGUGAUAUAUCAGUGAUCACUUCCUCCUGAGGUCAGAUGUCGGGAUCAGCUCGAGGACAACGGCCCUGGACUUACUGUGGGUUCAGUGCAGGUUUAUUAGUUCAUAUAAAGCUCCUCCUGCAGCUUCACAGUGUCAGUAGCUGAGAAAUAGACAAUAUUAGGGAAUUAGUUUUGCUGUCUCAGGUGAAUUUCAAUCUCUCAGUUUUCUCUCCUCCUCCACUGCCCUUUUGACACAUGCAUUUCUCAUAGAGUCGUGUGAAAACUUAUUGGGUAAACGCUGGUGUCUCCACAUUCAUUUAGUUAACUUCCCCCACCAACAUUUUUUUCCAGUUUUUUUCUCCUCUUUGUAAUUUUUCUUAAAACUAUGUCCACUAUUAUUUCUUGGCGAGUGAAGGGAAAGCAGACUGACAGGUGAAUCUGUUUUGUUGGCCUUGUCUCCACAUUACAGGGAGAGUGUACGAGUCGAGAGGUCAAACGCUCUCUCCUCACUGUGACCUUUGACCUUCGAUGUCAGUCACUCUUUGAAACCGUAACAUCGUUAAACUCCGGCUGCAGACCGGGGCACAGCUGGGAAACGAGAGGCACACAUUGAUCCGUUGAUGAGGACAAGGGUGGAUCUCCUUCACUCACAUAGCAUCUGCCAUUUCACCACUCCACUUUUGAGUUAUAUGGCUGAUUGAUUCCUUGCUUGGCCGAGCACAGUGGGGAUCCAGCCUCUGUUUCAGAACAAUGACAGCUUUUUCUUUUUAAAAAAAACAGGAUGUUCAACAGAGUAGCCUACAGAUGACGUGGGACUGAAAAUUCUUGGCUUCAAAGAGACCCUUGAGGACUGCACCUACACAUAACAUCAAUUUGUUAUGGAGUCCAUAUGUGUGAGAUAAUCAGGUUUUAAAUAACAGAUACAGGGCCACGGCUGCCGCUGAGGACACUGAUGUGUUUUUACACAUGACUCAUUUGAGUCAACAUAUCGGCUUAGUUUGAGGGAAAGUUGGACCUUUGACCUCAGUGUUUCUAAAAUUCUGCCUACAGCUCUGCACGUGUUUUGUGUUCGAUCGCAAGCAGCAGGAAAAGUUUCAAACCUCUAAACCUGACCUGACGUGAGGGGCUAGUUCAACCCAGGCUCCUCUCAGGUUUUCAACAAAACCACAGCAAUAAUAUCAUGGCAUCCUAGAUCUGUGCUAGCCGUUAAUUAUAAGCUACACAGACUCACACUUAGCUCAUCACUGUAUAUUGUCGGCAAGACUGUAAUUAGCAGGUAUUGCUGCAUGUGAUACCUCAGCCUACUCAUCAAGCAUGAGCACAUUUCAGCAGCAGGAGUUUUCAAAGUUCAUCCACUGCCGACAUCGAACAUAAGAAUUAAACAUUAUCAUCAAGUUAGUGUUUCUGUUGAUACAUGUCUUUACAUUGAGUGGUCGACUGUGUCACUCCAGUGUUGUUUUUUUUGUAUCACUCUGAGUUCAAAGGGCCUCAUGCAGGGAGUGUAAGGGAGGCACAGGGCAGUAUCCACGGUGACCGUUACCCACGCGUAACCACGGCAGCAAACCGUCAGCGGGGCAGAAUUUUUUAGUAACCACGGUGAUCACUGUAAGACCGAUUGAGUGACAUAAAUGCCCUUCUUUCUUUCUUUCGUUCUUUCUUUCCUUAUACUUCUCUCUCUCUGCCUCUAUCUCUCUAUAUCUCUAUAUAUAUCUCUAUCUCUCUAUCUUUCUAUCUCUCUCCUUGUCUUACCCUGUUUGACCUCCUCUGGUCACUUCUUCUCUUCAGUUGGUUGGAGCAGUUCUCUUUGUUCUGUCUAUCACAGAGCCCCUUGUCCUGCCACAGAUUCAAACGUUGUUUUACUGUCAGCGACCCACACUGCCCCUAGUGGUCAAAUAGCAGAAAAGCAGCAGGUCAUAUACAUUUUUUUCCCUUUAUUUAUUUCUUGCUGAAUUCUUAUAGUUCUUUUGGACAUGAGCUCUCAUUCAUUUAACAUAGGUCACAUCGCUUAAUCUGCCUUUGAUUCGGGUCAAGAAAGAAAUAAGCUGACAUUUCCUAGUCUUAAUGCAAGAGUGAGACCCAUAAUUCUGGGUCAAUUUAGUGAAAUCAUUGAAUUGCACUGGGAAAUUUGAGACUGAUAAGUAGGGAAAUUUAGCUAUGGCAAGUUUAAAAUGUACAAUUCCUAUCAAAAAUGCAAAAUAGGGUGCUUCAUGUGAUAGAUAAUGCAUCAAAUGAGAAAUAUAGAUCACGAGUUGUUAAAAUAAAUCAUAGACAAAUAAAAAACAAAUAGAAAGGAACAGAGGAGAUUUCAGGACACUCUCUUUUUUUCAGACCAGAUAUCAGGUCACAGUGCCACUGGUGCAGUGCAGAUAGAGAUGGGAUGAGUUCCUCGAUCCCAGUAGGAAUCACAGCCACUUCAAACACAAUCUGCUGCUGAUUGAGCUGCAGCAGGCAUGAGACACACACAAAGGAGACACAGUCCCAGUUGUAUUCAUAUUCCUAAUAGCCCCCCUGCUGCACUGCAUCAGUGCAGUGGAUAUACCCUGGCAGGUGCCUAUAGGAACAUAACCUGUCAGACUACAGAAGUGCAUAUUACUGCUGUGGUUAGAUAUGGAGGCGGAGAGAGUGAUGGAGAUGGAGUGAGAGAAGAGAGAUAGAAAGAUGGGAAGAGUGCUGUCAGUAACCAUGGUAGCAGCUUUUUUCUUAUUUUCUCUCCCAGUCAAAUUAACCUUUGAAAACCAUGUUUUUGUUAAUGGUGCACACGCUGCUGCUCUUUCAGGGCUGGUUGUCCUUUUGCUGCUCUAAGGAUUCCCUUUUAUGUGAGCAUGGAGAUAAGAGAGACAACAAUUAACAUCAUCAGCUCACAGUGAGCAAUAGGAGUGGCAGACACACACACAGACACACACACACGCUCCAUGAAUUCAAAUUAGACUGGUCUGCUGUUUGAGCUGAAAACACAUGAUCUCCAAUAGGGCUGGGCGAUGUGCCCAAAAAUUAUAUCACGAUACAACUUUGUCAAUAUCGAUAAUUAUCUGUAUUAAUGUUAACAAUAUGUGGUGGAUUUUACCAUAUUGCUCUUGCUAAUGUAUGUAUUGUGAUAAUUAUUGAUAUUAUUUCAUAGUCCAGCCCUUAUUUCAAUAGAAGCUAACAAAUCUUUGUUUUUGCUUUUUAGGCCCGAAUCUUUCAUUAUCUUGUGCCCAAGUGGUGGAGGAGGUCUAUGAGUGAAAUUCAGUAUCCCCUCCCUCUCUCUGUUUUUUCACAAUAUUCCAUUCCUGCUCACCUUUAUUUAUGGGAUGCACCGAUCCUCACGUGUUGUAAAGCCAUGUAAACCUCCCAUGUCCAUGCCAAUAUCCUCUUCUCCCGGCAUGUAUGUCUACAUAAGCCUGAUAAGUAUGCAGGUUUGCUACGCUGACAGGUAGCCAUGUACAGACACAGUCUUCUUUUAGUAUAUAUUCAUCUUUUUUUUUAUCCAGGACAGAGCUUCUAUAUUUAGUAAAAGAGAUAAUGACGAGGACAGGAAACCAUAUAAUCGAAUUGGUCUUUUCUAAUCGAGUGAAACGUAUUUGUCCUGUCAGUUAGGUUGUUAUUUUGAAUCUUGACUUUAUGACUGUUUCUAAAUGAAUAGCUGUAAUAUAUGUUGAAGGACUAAGGGCCACAGGCCAGAGAUUAAGUUGCACUGGGAAGGUUCAUUGCAGAAUUUGCAUGAAUGAAGUCAGUGCUCAUGUGUGCAGCAAGAAUUGGAGACGUUUUUUUUCCGAAAUGCUAAAAACAAUGAAAAAGUAAAUCGCCUGAGGACCUAAUCAAGUAACCCCUACUUGAUAUCUGUAAAAUACAGGCGACCCAUGCUGUUAACGUGUAUUCAUUUCAUAGACUGAAAACUUGCUUUGAUAAUGCAUUUUGGAAUAAGACCCAAUUCAAUUCAUGCUGUUAUUUUUCAAUCAACAUUGUAAACAAAAGAGAUUUAUUUGUAGUGACUGAACUGCUUGUAUAAUAAAACAUACUUGUAAUACACUGUAUAGGAGCAUAACAUUGCUAACACUUGAUACACAAAUCUUGUAUUUAUCUUGUUUAGCGUAUUUAAAUGUAUUAAUUUGAAGUAUAUAGGUUACUAAGUCACUUUUUUAUACUGUGAAGCAGAUACAUGUAAUUUUUUUCUGUUGUUGCACAGCCACAUGAAGAUUCAUAACACUCUCUGAGGUCGAGGCAGGUCCAGGAUUGUACUGUAUGGGCAUGUAAGAUUGAAAAAAUGAAUAACAGUUUUUCUGACUGGUUCUUGUUGAGUAUUUUACCACUGUGUGUUUUAAGUUGCCGUCGUGUUGAAAACCCACGUGUCUCGUCGCAGUUUGUCAGAAAACGAUGAAUGUUAAAAUUCUUGUUCCUCUGUCCACAAUUUGCCUUCACUAUAAUCUCUUCUUAAAAAUGUUUUAUUGUUAAAACUGUCUCAUAACAAAGUCAGUUUGGUCAGAAUAAAGAAUGUUUGAAGACUAAAUUGCAGAUACCAGGUUUUCAGCCAAGAGCAUCUAGUUUAUUAGGGAAAAAAACUCAGAUUUAUUUCCUUAAAGGUUCCACAUUUUAUGGGAACAUGUAUUGUGUGUUGAUCUAUUUUUGGAUUGUGGUCCAGUGUCUUUUGUGCCUUAUUACGAUGACGAAUGUGUAUCUAAGCAUCUGGUUCUCUGACUGUUGUUGUAUCUGUCUCUGUUUAUGGUUGAGCAAUUGCUUCCAUCUGCUUGUCUUUUUCAUGUCCGUCAUGUCUUCCCGUCGCUCUCUGUCCGUGUUUCUGUCCAAUCAGGAGUCUAAGCAGAUUUAGUUCAUAAGCUGUUUCUGAAUCUUUCAGGAAUUGACACAAAUCAAAACAGUUGUUAAUCUGCUUUGAUACGCCCACAGCAUCAAGAAACACAGAAGUUCACAUGAAAGAGGACACUCUGUCUCUGUUGUGGUGACUUUAAUGGCACGAUGACUAAAUAACAGGUGGAACGUGCCUGUUCUCCCUUAUUGAUUUCCAGCAGUGAACAACAGGAACCAGAUAUGGGGGUUUAUGAGUCCAUUGCUGUUACUGUUUUGUAUUGAAUGGUUGCAUUCCUUCUCCUUGUCCUUAUUUGUACAUGUUUGUGCUGGGAGGCUGUUUUAAAGGGGAAAGGAGGGGGUGGCAAUGCAUUUCAAAGUCCUUGAGUCAACCCAGAAGUGUUCAGACAUUAAAUAAAAUCAUCGAAUAAUAUUUUAAAACACAAAGUUGAGGCUAGUCUAGCCAAAACUAUGAAGUGACAUAGCAUUCAAAUAUUCACAGUUGGCCGAUCUGGAGACAGAGUUUAACAUGGUUUGUCAUCACCCGCACUGUGUAUUGAAUCUAUUCUUCCCUGUUCAUGAAUAAACAAAAACUUAUUCAUACUUAAUGGUAAAGAUGCAAUGUCACCUUCAAGGAUUUUCGUCUGUGGAGGAACAUUCAGCUAUGGGAUGUUAAACCUCGGAAAUAGAAGAGUGAACUAUCAGGAAUACAGCAAUGUUCCUCCCAGCAGGACAAACAGUAUAAAUGUGUUAGAGUAACAAGUGCUGAGGAAUAACAUGACAUCCAGCAUCAUUACUCAUGAGAAGGGAGUUGGUGUUUUCAGGCAGCAGAUCAUGGACCACAUGAAAAUCAUGUUACAUCACAUUCUGGAGUCUUCCUUAUAAAGUAAUGUGUUGUUUGAUUUAUUGCUGUUUUACGGGAUGACAUUUGAUUUGAAGGCGCUGAUACUCAACCUCAGCAGUUCAUGAUUAGUUGAAUAGCAGCGUUGGACAGUUUCAUUCAAGUGGAAAAAAACAUUGUAUAUAAGAUGUAUAUAGUCAAAUGUAAUAAUGGACAUAUUCUCAAUCACUGACAGACAAACUGCUUGUUUCUAUAAUGUUCAUACUCUGACAGAAUAAACGAUAUGACUGUUUAA